AUGAGUGACUUGAAACCUGAAAAGCCGCAAGUGGUAAUUCACAAAGUCAGCGGAAAGACAAUUGAGGAGCACAACCUGUAUGUGCUGAAGCAAUGCACACAAAUAUGUCACGACAAAGAACUCGCUGGAGGCAACGAACUGACCAGACCUCCUGUCCGACAGCCAAUUCUACCGCCACACGUUAUAAAAACGCGGAUGGAUGAUGACAAAGAUGCGUAUUUUCUUGGCAAGCGGGAUCCGGGUGGAGACACGAAAGUAGACAGACACGGACGGCUGUUGGGUGGAAGGAACUACCUCGUGGAUACAUUCCAGCUGCCCCAAAAGACACAUAAUUUCUAUGUGCUUGUCGACGAGCUGAUAGAGAUUUUGCAUUUCGAGGGGAGCGGCUCUGACUUUUUGCACCUGCAUAAUCAGCUGUACCCGCUGGAGCUCAAAGACAACGAGCGGGCCUUGCUUGCAGACGCUGGGUUGAUCAAAGGCGAGCUGCGCUCCCCAUACUACGUUACUGCACUCUCUUCAUACAUCAUUUUUGGUGCUGCUAUUGUGGCGAGCGGCUGUAGGAUAAUAGAUGACUACUGGGAGCAGCCCUUAAAGGAGCAGGGAUUCACCAUGCACCACCGUGUAUUCUCUCUGAACGGCACGCAACUUUCAUUGCUACGCCUGCUGAAACCCCCGCGUCCAGAAUCGCAUCAGCAGGGUGAGAAGCUGGAUACCAACUGGCUACAGAAGUGGGAGGAUCCAUACCCAACGAUCCAGGAACAACCAAAUGCUGAAGCACGGCGGGAAUACGCUAGAGAACACGCCAGAGGUGAGCACAUAACGAUGAUUGUUCCAGGUCAAAGUAUUAGCGGCAGUAUAGAACUGAGCCUAAAUUAUAAACUUCCUAAGUACCACUACAAAAACUCAUUUGCUAAUGCGUUGCAGAACAACAUCCAGGAUGUCCCCAUAGGACAGCACCGCACCGUGGAGACAACGCCGAACGCCCCGGUAGGCCGGCCCUCCAAACGUACAGACGAACAGAAGGACCAUCUUUCGGAACGUGACCACUCUUUGAAUAUCAACGGCUGGAAAUUUGAAGCGAUCCCACUGGCUCCCUCCAGGUUCAAUCCAGGGCGUACCGCUAAGGGACUACCUUACUACGAGAAAGAAAAGCUACUCCAACGAUUGCGCAAGCUUACGCCGAAUCAAGUUAGGGAGCUGGAAUACCUCCACGAUUCAGUGCACCUGAAUACCGGGCUCGGCAAAAUACGACAGAAUAGACGGCGGAAGUGGAGUAAAUAUUGGCAACACAAAGCUGGGGCUCCUGUGGGUCUUACUUCAGACCAGGUCACGGAGUUUAGGGAGAAGUACUUGCCUGCAUUGCUAAACCAGGUUGAUACCGAGAUAAUAUAUGAUGAGGAACGCAACCUGGACAUCAUCCACAGCACACACAGAAGGCCGAAUGCGAACUUCUUUGGCCAUUCCAAUAUUAGCGGGUUCAAGCCCCCAUAUAAGGAAGACCCAAAAUAUAGGUAA
Molecule: messenger RNA, 1515 nt
Organism: Eremothecium gossypii ATCC 10895
Lineage: Eukaryota; Fungi; Ascomycota; Saccharomycetes; Saccharomycetales; Saccharomycetaceae
Gene: SWP82
Product: Swp82p
Exons: 1
Coding region: 1-1515 (504 amino acids)
Source: RefSeq, marked provisional